CAGGAUGUCAUGUAUGGACAGUUCCUAAAAUAUUGUGGCGAAUCUGCCGUGCUCGUUCAAAGCCAGCAGAGCAAGAUGGCGGCCCCUACAAAGCAGUACGGGCUGAUCUUGUCACAGAAGAAAGGAGGAAAGACAGCAAAUCUACAAAAACCCUCAGUGUUCGGGGAUGACUCAGAUGAUGAGACCUCAGUUGGGGAGAGUCUGCAGAAAGAAGCCGUCAAAAGGAAGAUGAUGAAGCAGACCCGUUUGGAGAUGCAUAAGGCCCUGGAGCAGGACAGCACUGUAUAUGACUACGAUGCAGUGUAUGAUGACAUUCAAAAACAGAGAGAUGAGAGCAACAAAAAAAAUCUUGGAGGUGCUGACAAAAAGCCAAAGUAUAUCCAGCAGUUAAUGAAAGCAGUUGAGGACCGAAAGAAAGAACAAGAACGAAGAGAGGAGAGGAAGAUCCAGAAGGAAAGAGAGGCAGAGGGAGAGAAGUUUGCUGAUAAAGACGCUUACGUCACCUCCGCCUACAAGCAAAAACUGCAGGAGCAGAAGGAAGAGCAGGAGAGAGAGAGGAGAGAGGCAGAGAUAGAAGCUGCUUUGGAUGUGAAGAAACAAAAAGACCUGAGCGGCUUCUACCGACACCUGCUGAAUCAGACUGUAGGAGAGGAAGCGAUACCAGAUCGCUCAGCAAACCAAACUCAAACCUCAACAGUUUCAAAGGACAGAGAGAGGACUACACCUGUUCCAUCACCUACAUCCCAUGACAAUAUUCCAAGCUCAAGCAGCGACAGUGAGGAAGGGCAUGAGCAGAAGUCUGGGUUUAUCAAGCCCGGCGCAGGCUCUACACACUCAAAACGCCAGUACAGACAGAGGUCACCUUCGUCAGGCAGCGAAGAAGAUAAGGCAAAAGAGAGAGAGAGGGAGAGAGACAGACAUAAAAAGAGCCACAGGCAUCUAGACAGAGACAGGGAGAGGGAUAGAGACAGAGGGAGGGAUAAAGAUAGAGACAAGAGAAGGGAAAAGGAUGACAGAUAUAGUGGAAGAAGAGAUGACAGGGAUAGAAAGAAAGACAGGGACAGAGACCGAGGCAGGGAAGAUGACAGAAGUAGAGGCAGGGGGGGUACAGAGAGGGAAGACAGGCACUGGAAGAGGGAGAGAAGCCCUAAAGAGAAAGAGAGGAAUAAGAAUGGGGAAAGUGAGAAGCAGAGGAAUUCAGCUGAAGACAAGUGGAAGGACAAAGAUCGGGAGGAAGAGAAGGAGAGAAGGAAGGAACCAGAGGAGGAGAGAAGGAAGGAACCAGAGGAGGAGAAGGCAGUGAGGGGGGAAGACAAAGGUCUGGAAAAGGAAGAAGCUGGAGCACAGAGAAAAGAAAAUGAAGGCGAGGAGACAGAGGAUAAGGUAAACAAGUUUGCAAAACGCAGCACAGAUCAGGCUGUGAGUUCGGCAAGAGAGAGGUACAUGGCCAGACAGAUGGCGCGCUCAGCCAGUAAGAGCUACAUCGAGAAGGAAGAGGACUGAGAGGUGUCCAGCACACGAUGCAAACAUCUUUGAACUGCACACUGAACGUAUUUCUCUCAACACACCCUGCUACUCAACACACACUUUAUCAAUACAACCCUGCCCUGUCACCCAAACCAAAUGGCGGUAUGGCUUAUUGUUUUUAAUUGCUUCAUAUAACAGUAGAGGUCUGGUGCAAAAUACUGAAUAUAUCCAACUUUGUCAUGUAACCGCCGUACACCAUGGUGGACAGAGCUGUGCUUAUGGUCGUUAGUGACGAGUGAAAAGGACGAUAUGUGAAUUUUUUUUGGGCUUGAUAGGUUGAUUUGUGAAAUAAGAAUGCUGACUUGUAAAUAUUAGCCUCUUGUAUCAUUAAAUUCAGGAUUGAGGAAAACUUACUUUGCUUAAUUUGGAAGAGGGUAUUUUGUAUGUUUCUCAUGUAGUCAGUGAUGAGUUAAAAGUUAUUUCUGGCCCCCACGUUUCUUGUGUUUCUUGAUUGUGCUGCAGUCUUAUCUACAGGAAUGAAGAUGUCUGCUCAUAAAUGAUAAACUGGUCAACAACUUUCAGGUAUAAAUGAACUAGGCAGAAAACACUACACCCAAAGACACCAACCUGUCUUAAGUUACUGCUGAAAACAAAGCUGAAGACACCAAGGACUGGCUGCAAUCUGAAGAGCCACAGUUCUGCAUACAUAUACCCA
Messenger RNA from Monopterus albus (swamp eel), 2182 nucleotides. It is a transcript of the gene nsrp1, whose product is annotated as nuclear speckle splicing regulatory protein 1. The record is from RefSeq and is a predicted model, not a curated record. The transcript has 7 exons. Gene Ontology annotation, biological process: regulation of alternative mRNA splicing, via spliceosome. NCBI's taxonomy places the organism in Eukaryota, Metazoa, Chordata, Actinopteri, Synbranchiformes, Synbranchidae. Bases 10 to 1503 code for a protein of 497 amino acids.